Molecule: messenger RNA, 7997 nt
Organism: Paramuricea clavata
Lineage: Eukaryota; Metazoa; Cnidaria; Anthozoa; Malacalcyonacea; Plexauridae
Source: the annotation of a GenBank genome assembly
AUGGUUGGCUAUGAUGAGAAACAGACUCAGCUAACGACCGGUCAGUAUGCAUUGGCUGGUGCGACAUCAGGCGUUGUUACACGACUGUUGUUACAGCCACUUGAUGUUGUCAAGAUACGACUGCAAAUACAAGUUGAACCUACUAAUAAGGUAUUGUCUGAGUUUCUGAACUACAUAUGAAAAAGUUGAAAAAACACUUUCAUGUUUCAAACCAAAAUUAUCAGGAGGUAGGUGACAAACUCCUCCCAACAAAGGGAAUUUAUAAUAUAAUAAGAUUAUUUAUUACAUCUGUCUUUUACCAGAAAAUUACUACUGGGCCUAUCAGUAAAUACAGAGGACUCUUUCAAUCGUUGAAUGUAAUUGCAAAUGAAGAAGGAAUUAAAGCAUUAUGGUGAAUUAAUAUUGUCAAUAUUAGAUUUUACUAAACGUACCAAAUAUUUGAUAACAUACUAACCAAUACCAUACUGUACAUGUCUUCAGGAAAGGUCAUAUUCCAGCACAACUGCUGUCGAUAACAUAUGGGUGUGUCCAGGUAAUUGUUCAGUAUUGUAACUUCAAGCUAUGAGCAGCCUCUGCUAAGAAACACUUAAGAUGACGCCUUAAGAUUUAGCAAGUGAACAUAUUUCAGCUCAGAGGCAGAGCCACAGGCUAUGCCCCUGCUCUAGCUGUUUCCAUCUUACCUGAAUUCUUUGUAAUAUAUUAAUUUAAAUUUUAAUUCUAGUUUGCAUCAUUUGAAGCUCUGACAAAAUUAGCUUGGAAAAUAAUUUCACAUGAAAAAUAUGCAAACCUAAAACCAGGUAGAAUGUUAUGUAAAAACUGUUUUUCAACCAAAUAAAAAAGAUAGAUUUGAAUUCCAUCCUGUAAUUUUUUAUUUUGCAACCCUUGGUUUUCAUUUUUAGCGACACAUUUCAUUUGUGGAGGUUUAGCUGGCUGUUGUUCAUCAGUUAUUGUUCAACCUAUCGACGUUUUGCGAACAAGACUUGUGGCACAAGGUGAACCCAAGGUCGGUUCAUGAAUCACUGAGAAUACUAACUGAGAUUCCGGCUGUAGACGAAAUUUUGAUCAAUACAAGAAGAACGAAAUCCAUUACCAUAGCUGGAAAGAGCAUCUUAAAAUGAGUAAAAUUGCAAAGUUUGGUUGCGAAUUGUUGUAAAAUGAGGAAAGUAUAGCCCUGUGAACUUCACAAAUUUUGUAUAUAUUUUCAUUACGCGCGUGAAAAUAACCAUUUUUGAGCCGAAAGUGGUUAUUUUUACCGCGCGUAAUACAAAUAUAUACAAAAUUUGCGAACUUCACAGAGCUAUAUUGUCUUCAUUUUACCACAUUUAGAAACCAAUCUUUGCAAUUUUACUCAUCCUAAGACGCUCUUUCUAGCUGUGCUGUUGGAUUUCGUUUUUCUUCCCUUGAUCAAAAUUUAGUCUAUAGCUGGGAAUCACCCAUUAAGAUCCUGGCUAUGACUUCUCCUUCAGACCAACCAACCAGCCAGGCCUUGCCCAGAAGGGCACCCCAUGGAACGCGCAUCUUUUCUCAAGCACAUUUUUUCAUGAUGAAGGCCUAAAACCAUGUAAUUGAGUGAUUUGAGUCCUUGGUUUAGUCGGUGCGCGAAAAAAGCACCAUGCUCUUGUAAUAAAAAUAAUUUUAUCACUCAACAGGUCUACAAUAGUUUGUAUCAAGCUGUCAGGGCAAUGUAUCACGAAAAUGGUUUAAGAACGUUUUACAAAGGUACUGACAAGUCAUCUUGUGUUUGGGCUUUCCAGAAAACGCUCUUCAGUACUAAAUCAUCUCGAUAUUUAUUACUAAUUUUUUUCAAUACAGGUUUGGUACCGACGAUGAUGGAGAUUUUUCCCCAAACAGGGAUGCAUUUUGCAUUCUACACUGGACUACAAAUCAUCUGGAAGGAUUACAUUAACUCUCUAGUAGGUCUCGUAAUUUCUCGUGUACAACUUAUUGACACGCACGAGCUUCGGAAAUUUUUGUCAUCUUAUAUAUAAGAAUGCCAUAUAAUUUACUUCUUGUUUGAAAAUUUCAAAUUAAACAUUUUGCAAGUCAAGUGCGGCAUCAUAGUCCACAUGUUCUCUGAAAUUUACAUUCUAUAGUUGACUUACACAGGAAAUUUUAAUUUUUGAAUUUUGCUGCCAGGAACUGAUGAAAUAUAUUUUCUAGGCCUGAGUUUUCCUUUGUCCCUUUGGCUUUGUUCUCAAAAAGGAUUUCAUCGUGUUCCCUGGUUCCCUAUGAUUUUUCGGCCCUGUUCCCCAUUGCAAAAUAUACCGUGUUCCUUUGGUUCCUGGAAACCCCUGGGAGAUUCUCGCCAAUGCUACUAACCUAGUUUUUCUUUACAUGACCUCAAGGUUGAUAGCGAUGUUUCAGCGACUGAAAGUUUAUUCUGUGGCGCCAUGUCUGGUAUCCUUAGCAAAAUUAUCAUUCAUCCUUUGGACGUCGUCAAGAAACGAUUACAGGUAGAAGAAAGACACUCCUGAACACAAAAUAACGCGGUGGUCAGUGCAUGGGUCUUUAAUCUCUGCGACUCUUGCUUCAAUUCCUGAAAUAUCAAGUAUUGGAGUUUGACGUUUACCAAACACUUUGACCUAUUAUUUUCUCCGGGAACUCCAGUUUCCUCCUGUGGUAAAAUUGGACAAAUAUGGAACUAGGUAGAACAGUUUAGAAUUGAUACAGCUAUCCAGUAUAAAUAAAGUUAGUUUAGUUUAGGUUUCCUCCUGUAGUAACACUGGAUCAAUAAGAGAUGAUCCUUAUCGGACCUCUAGAGAGAACAGUUUAGAACUGAUACAGUUAUCCAGUAUAAAUAAAGUUAGUUUAGUUUAGGUUUCCUCCUGCAGUAACACUGGAUCAAUAAGAGAUGAUCCUUACUGGACCUCUAGGGAGAACAGUUUAGAACUGAUAGAGCUAUCCAGCAUAAAUAAAGUUAGUUUAGUUUAGGUUUCCUCCUGCAGUAACACUGGAUCAAAACGAGACGAUUCUUACUGGACCUCUAAGAAGAACAGUUUAGAACUGAUAGAGCUAUCCAGUAUAAAUAAAGUUAGUUUAGGAAAUUAGGAUAUUUUGAGGUAAAAACGUGGCAUCAUUUCCUGCAAUAGCCAAUGUGCUAUGAAAGAUGACGUAGCAACGUGCAAAAAAUCUUUCUCGUUAUAGAUUGAUGGCUUUGCGUUUCGUGAGGGUAGCGUAGUACCAGCCCACCAUACAACUCAGUCAGGUGGUAUGCUUCAUUGUAUCAAGAAUAUUGCCAGAAACGAAGGAAUUCUUGGCUUUUAUAAAGGACUGAAAGUCAAUAUUAUAAAGGUUGGUAAAUGCUCGUUGCCUCUCACUUCACAAUUUCGGAUAACUCUGAUGCCUAGUUAAUACCAAUGUUCUGAUCAUGUGCAGAGCAUAGAAGGGAACAAAGGUAACCAACCAAUUAUAUACAGACCUAUAAAUAAAUUAAAACAAUUGUUUAUACCCAUAACCACCCACUUCACAUUUUGACUUUUUCAGGUAACUCACCAACCUCGUACCCAGGCUCUUGCCUUCGCACUAACUCACAUUCGGCCUUGUUACCACUUUUCUGAUAAUGUAAUAGACCCUUCCAAAGUUAACGACGCCAUAAUGAAACACAAUGCUGCAAGGGAUGCAAAUACAAUGGAAUUCCCUAUAGGUAGAGAUGCCGUCCUUAACCUUGGAAGGGCCUAUUAGCACUGACUUUUUUAAUGUUGUUUUCAAAUUUUAUACAGGGUGCCAGUUCGGUUGGUGUCUCAUUCAUGGCGUAUGAACAAUGUUGCAAAUAUAUGACGAACUCUUAAUUCUUGAAAAUAACAUGAAAACUUUUAGAAAUAUUGAUGUACAGAAUAUUAUAAUUAGCAUAUAUCAAUAAAUUAAUACAUGAAUUGUAAAAUACUUUUAUAUUUAUGUAAUAGCGUUUUGAAAAUAAAAUUCUGUUUUUCAAAAGAUCAAAAUUUCCUGGAUUGUACAUUCAUACAUCUAAAAUCAUUCCUUCAAUUUCCUUCAUUAAGACUUUGCCCCAGUAGUGCCAUAAAAAAUGCCCAGGUAUACCACGGAAAUAAACGUGAACUCAAAAAAAAAAUUUAAAGUUAGUCAUAAAAAAACUAGACUAGGGCUUCGUUUUUAACACACUUUUAGGCUUUCUUCUGUGUAUGGGAUGCCUACAUUAUUUAAAUUGUCGCUACUACACAAAAUUUCUCGAAAAUUUCGGUUUAGCAAAGGAUAAACAUGAUACAAUUUUUGCUUUUUAGGGUUUUCCCGAAACUUUUAUUGCUAAUAUAUAUAUUUUUAGCGUUGUUCUAACUUCCGGUAAAUGUCAUCGAACCGAGGCUAUAUAUAUGACGUAUUUUGAAAAAACUUGCAUUUGAGAACAACAUGUCUUCGAGGUAGGGCCGUGUCAAAAUUCACGCUGUUUCAGCUUGAAUUUCAACAAAUUUAACUCACGGAACAUAAACUUUUAUUUAUUGUAGAAAGAACACGGUGAAUUUACAAUGUCCGCAACAUCCUGAUGCAUUUUUGGUGGAAGAUUACCGCGCAGGCGACAUGGUUUGUCCUGAGUGCGGUUUAGUAGUCGGAGAUCGGUAAUUUUUAAUUUGAACGUCACCAUUAAAAAUAAUAUUUUACACGCUAAAAUUAAUCCAACGCGUGUUAAUGCUGCUUUAGUCAACAGAUAACACCUAUACAUUUCCAUAAAGUAUUCACUUUACCGUUUCAGGCUUUUAAAAAAGUGUUUCACUUAAAAAAUCUCCGGUUGUAAACAAACGUUUUUAUUGUCAAAAUCAGCAAAAGUCACUGUUGAAAACCGUCGCUUUUUCCCCCUUAUAGCGUUGUCGAUGUAGGAUCAGAAUGGCGAACAUUUAACAACGAGAAGUCAGUGUCAGAUCCGUCUCGUGUUGGCGCAGCACAAGUGAGUAAAAGCGUUGAAAAAAUUAGUUGAAAUGCUUUUGUGAAAAUUGUCUUGUUUGAACUCCAUAUUUUCUUUCUUCUUGGAAACUGGAACCCAGGCUUUAUACGCGCGAAGCGGUCCAUGAGCUGUAAAUGUAUUAACUGGAGCGACAUAUUCGAUAAUUAACCAAUAUAAUCAUGUAAUUAACUGAUCAUGGAUAAUUAAGACAUGUACUGAUUAAUUUUGAUAAUCAGUGAUAAUUAGGUCAUAAAGGUUAUAAUAAAAUAUUAUUAUUGUAUUAUAAAGCUUGAUUACAAUCAACUGAUAAUUAUAUAUGAUUAUAAUCAUGAAUUAUAUAGUUUGAUCAUAAUCAUUAUAAUCUUCAGUAGCUUGCACUUUAUAUCACUGGAUAAUAAUAUUCUUUAACAAGGCACAUGGUUCCCCUUAACCCUAUAGGUGGCAAUGCACCCUACUUUAGUAUUUUACUCUGUCUAAUGCCAGACAAUUUUACUUGUCAAGUGGAGAGUGUGCCACUCAAUGGGUUAACAAGUAAAACCGUCCGGCUUUAGACAGAUAAAUAGGGUUACUUUUUGUUUCUGAGGCUUUCAGCUAUAACUGCUGUACAAUAUGUUAGUGCAAUUACUUCAAUUUUAAACUUUUCUCUUAGAACCCACUCCUGGGUGGUACAGACUUGUCUACAAUGAUUGAGAGAGGUGCUCCUGGCAAGUAUGAUAUGGAUGGUUAUUCCAAAAUGCAUAAUCGUGGUGGGGUAAGUACAGGAAUAUUCCUCCUGAAAACUUAAGAUUAUUCAAGAAAUUGCUGUGAAUAAUGAACCCAAUCAUUAAUAAUUGCUACUUAUGCUGUUUUAAACAAUCCAACUUGGUUACCUCAUUUUUAGGCAUCUGGUUCAGAUCGGAGUCUAUUACAAGCAUUUAGGGAAAUAUCAGUUAUGGCUGAUCGCAUUAAUCUGCCAAAAAAUAUUGUGGUGAGCUAAGACUAUAUUCUUCCAAGCAGUGGCGGAAAUUCACUUUUUCUGGUGGGGGGGGGCGAAGCCUUUUAAAUUUCCGACAAAACUUUCAAAUUUCCGACAAACCCCCCCAUUUGCACUCGAAAAGGCUGUUUUUAGCCCUUUUAUAGGUCAAAAUUUCCGAAAAUUUGUCAUUUUCCACGAAGGUGGGGGGGGGGCGCCCCGCCCCACCAAGAUUUCCGUCACUGCUUCCAAGGACCAAUAACUGUAGUCUUGGUAUAUUUGACUACACAGCUAAUUAUAGGACCAUGGUCUCAGACAUAUAUGACUAUGUUUUUGUUAUAUUUAGGAUCGAGCAAACACGUUAUUUAAACAAGUUCAUGAACAAAAGAGCCUGAAAGGUCGGAGUAAUGAUGCCAUAGCCUCAGCCUGCCUGUGUAUUGCUUGUCGACAAGAGGGUGUACCAAGAACGUUUAAAGGUAUUGGUCAAAUUCACAAAUGUUCACACUUACAAUUAGAGCAAGAAUAUUAAACUUUGCAUGCUAUUUAUUAUUUUAUUCUCCACCAAGAUGUACUUCUACAUAUAAUGAAAAGAAUGAACAUUAUUUUCUCACUCUGUUAACUGCAGGUUGACCAUCAUCUGCUGCGCGAUUAAUAGUGUUUAGUGAAACCCAACUAUCGUUCUCUCCCAUUCUUAGAAUGUCCUUAGAAGAACUUGUAUUUUCAAUAUUAUCUCAAUCUAUAUUUUCAUAGAAAUCUGUGCCGUUAGUAAAGUUUCCAAGAAAGAAAUUGGUCGAUGUUUCAAGCUCACUUUAAGAGCUCUGGAAACUAGUGUGGAUCUUAUAACAUCGGGAGAUUUUAUGGUACACCUCGUUGUAAUUCUGUGCAUGAUCUGUCUGGAACGCAUUCUUCGUCGUGUUCCAUUUACGUUUGAAUUGAGUUCUCAGUGUCGUCUGACAGUGACAGUGCGUUCCAAAUUACAUUCCAGAACGCGUUCCAAUCUAACCAGAACGUUAAUCGUUAUUAAAACGGUGUUGUUGGAAUAGUGCUACAUCAAUAAGGGCCUUUUCGCAUUCAUGUAGGCAUCAACUAUUUCGCUGACCUCAGACUGACAUUUCGUCAAAACCUUUUUCUUCAAAAUUGGUUUAGAAACGAAUUUGGAGUAGGGUUAGGUUAGGGUUAGGGUAAAGAUUAUUAGGGUUAGAGUUGGUGUUUGGAGUACGGUUAGUGUUAGUAAAACCGUUGCUUUGUUACGUUUUAGGGGCUUCGGUGGCCAAGUGGUUAGCGCACUUGCCUUCCACCUCUGAGGCUGCAGGUUCGAAUAUCACUAAGUACCUUCUCAGUGCGACUCGAACCCAGUCCCCAUGUGAAAAGAGUAAAAGUCAACGCUCUGCCGAAAGCUGUGGGUUUUCCCCGGGUACUCCGGUUUCCUCCCACAGGAAAAGUUGACAGGGUGGGUUAGGUAAAAAAGGGCCCACAGUAAUUGGCAUAUGCUGUUGUGGUGACCCUGCCCUAGUUGGCAAAGCUAAAUAAAUAAAUAAAAUAAAAUAAAUUUUGUCACUCUGAGGCCAGCGAAAUAAUCUCUUCCAUUCAUGUAGUGUUAUUGCAGGAGGAAACCAAAGCAUCCAGAGAAAAUCUUCCGUGUUUCAGUGUUUGGUAGAGUCAAACUGGAAGCACUGUUUUCAUAUGUGACUGGGGUGAAAUUAUAAUGAGACAGCUACAUAUUGCAGGAAUGGGACCCUGAUUGAUGAGAAUCAAAUUGGAUUACCACUCUUUUCACAUGUGACUGAGGUGAAAUUAUCAUGAGACAACUGCAUAUUGCAGGAAUCAUACCUCACCCAGCUCGAUCAACAACAAUCCUGAUUUUCUUUCCUUCAUUCCUUCUAGUCUCGGUUCUGCUCAAACUUACGAUUACCAAUGCCAGUCCAGAAGGCUGCAACACACAUUGCAAGGAAAGCUAUGGAUCUUGAUUUAGUAGCUGGGUUAGUUGUUCUGAUGCUGAAUUAAAUAAAAGGAGAAUAAUUAUAUAGAAUUGUAUAGAUUAUAUAACAUUUUGUUUCUUUUGUUUUCAGUCGUAGUCCCAUAUCAGUGGCAGCCGCGGCAAUCUACCUUGCAUCUCAAGCUUCUGAAGGCAAAAAGUCACAAAAAGGUAAAUGA